GUUUUCGUUGGCCAUCGCUUUGUUCCCGGAAAAAGUCGAAACCGUGGUGAUGGUGAAGGUCCGCGACGCGCGUGAUCGGGAGAAGACGUCAACGGACGACAGACGAGACGACAACAUCACCGCUGCGGUCGCUUGUGCGGAGCCGGUGCUCUGGCCGGCAGUACGAACGAUGCCCGACGGCGGGGUGGACUUCAAGCACGUUCUCGUCUACGGCGACAAGUUCACGGAGGCAACGGGCCACGACCGCUGCUGCACCCGUGUCUCUGUCGACGCGGGCGACCUGGAGAUGACCGGUUGGGGGGGGCACUACACCCUGGUGCCUGAUCGUGAAGUGCAGGAGUGCUACAAGGCGGAGAGGGUCAAGGAAGAGGCGCUCUUCUGGCCGGCGAAGCGUGUGGUGGCUGGCAAGGAGGAGUACAAGCACGUUCGCGUCCGCGACGGAGAGCAAUUGCGCGGGAGGAACUGCAAGCGUGUGGGAGAGUUCAACUGGAUCUCUGCCGACUGCGACUGCCACGACUGCAAGCGAACCCCAUUCGUCGACUCCUCGCGGGUGCCGUUCAACCGGCGCGACGUGUCCGCAAUUGACGGGCAAGGAGACUUCUGCCUACUCCCUGAUAACGAGGUGUUGGCCCUUUACUUCCACGACGAAACGACGGCGAAGGAGAACGACGAUGGCGGCUGCCAGUGGAUGGAUGGUCAAAAAGGAGCCGCCAUCAAGAAGAAGGGGGAAGGGCGGGCUGUGCACGUGUUUGACAUCAUCGGCGUGGACAGAGGCGUUGCGGUGAUCGGGAAGGAGGCCUGGGGCAUGAUGCAGGAAGACAAGAGCGUCGGGUACGCUCCGGCGGUUGAAGUCAUCGCGCAAGGGCCCGCUACCGGGGACGGGGACGUGCCUGAGUGUUUCGUAGUCCGUCAACGCUACGAGCGAUCUGGGAUCUACUUCGGCAGGAAGGAGGGCGACGGGGAGGAUGGCCACGCCGUCAAGUUCGUACAGGAUGCGGUGGAGUUGUUGAAAGCGAUGCCAGCUGACUGCGGAGUGACCAAAACCAAGAACGACCCGCGCACCGGGGCGGUUAUCAUGACCGUGGGGCAAAACUCGGACGGGUACUGGACCAACGACAGAAUGUGCAAGCAGAUUCCGGGGUUGAUCGCCAUCCACGAGCUGACGAGUGAGCCCCACCGCCCAAUGGUGAUGGUCUUCGACAACUCCACGGGGCACGCCGCGUACGAGGAAGGCGCACUGGUGGCUAGCCACAUCCAAAAGAAGCCGGGCGGGGGGCAGGUCAUUCUUGACGAUUUCCUCGACGAUCAGGGGAACCUUGUUCACGCCACAUUUCGCGAGGGCGAUACGGUUCUUUUCGACACGCACGUCUACGCCGCAAAGACGCCCGAGCAGCUGGAGGAGGAAGAGAGGGAGGCGGCGAAAAAGGAUCCAAAAUACAAGAGGCCCAAGUUCGGCAGCAGCCUUGGAGACUUCAAAGCGGGCGAAAAAGUACGGACUACCGGCCGUACCUCAGGCCUGAUCGGCCAGGCGAAAGGCGGACAGCAGCUGCUCAUGGAGAUGGGCUUGUGGGACGUUCCUGGCCAGGCUCCCAUUCGGGUUCUCGAGUGCAAAGCGUGCAAAGAGGAAAGGAAGGCAAUAAAGGCAGCAAUAACCGCGUUCAACCGCGGCGGAGAGGCACGGCAGCAGGCGUUGGAUGAUGCUGCGCGCGAAGACCAGGACGGUGGAGGAGACGGUGCCUCGCCAGAGGAGGGGACAGAAGGCGGGGCGGCUGGCAACCGUGUCGGCAUGAGGCGUCGCUGCUGCAUUAGGAAAGUUUUUGCAGAGCUCAAGGCGUUCAAGAUGGAGCUCAACAAGAUCGAAAAGAUGUUCAAGAAAGCGGGGCACAUCUGCAUAUUCUUGGCGAAGUAUCACCCAGAGCUCAACGCCAUCGAGCGGUACUGGGGAUACGUCAAGCACCUCCUUCGCCUCUCCUGCGAGUACUCUCUCCCGCAUAUGCUUGAGAUUCUGCCAGGCGCCUUGAGUGGCGUCCCGCUGGGGUUUGUUCGCGGGUGGAGCAGGGUGACGUGGCUGUAUCUCGAGGCCUACGACGAGGGAUUGGUGGACUACCUCGAGGUCCGCGACCUCAAGAAGUGGUUGAGCCACCGUUCCCCCACGGAGAGGGGUGACUCCGUGGUUCUGGCGAGGGCAGGGGCAGGGAAGACGGAGGAGGAGAAGAAGAAAGCAGAGGAGAAGGCGCUAGCAGCCGCGCAGGAGCUGCGUACUGAGUCGAUUAAGAGGGCGAAAAAGAAUUUCAAAUCGUUCAAGCAGAAAAGGGCGCUGCUCUCGCUGUGCGAAAAGCGCGAGCUGCGCCCGCGGUCGCGGUCGCCUUUAACUUUGAAGGAAGCGUUUAGGUUGUUGGUGAGAUUCCUAGGAAAAUAAGCUGUCCGAAACGCGCAAGCGUGGACGGAGGUGUGUGUCGUGGUGUUUGUGUUUUUGUAUUUGUGGUGUUCACUUUAAUUAUAAUCAUUUUUGUGUGUUUGUGUCGUGGUGUUCGCUUUUGUAAAUCGUGUCCUGUGAGGCGAGGGUUACCCGUUCAGAGCGUGUUUGGGCUCUUACCGGACAUUUACAGUGUGAUUUGGGGGUUCCGUGAAGAGGUUAGGGGGCCCCGUGGGGGGUCGGAGGGGGGGGUAGGGGUUCCGUGGAUCAUUAUGACCAAAAAGUCGCAUUUUGUCCAAACACAAAAAACUUAUCGGAUAUCGACGCAGCUCGACGCCGCCGUCACGGCCAAAGCAGUUUCACCUUCCAAAUCGUUUUUGUUCGAAAGUUAUCGCUAAAAAACAAAAUGGACAAAUUGUCCUGGACUGACCAUAUGAGACACACAAGACAGCUACCAAACUGAUCUUUUGAGCCUGUCGCCCGAGAGUUGUCCCUAUAUGCUGUCUAGGAAAUCGUAGACAUACAGGUAGUUUUCUCUGACCCUAUGAUUCCAUUGUUAGUCUGUCUCUGACUCUUUUCUAUGAUAGAGAUGGCACAUCAGCCGCACAUACUCCGCACAUGUGCAUACCAAACUGAGAACAUGUUUGUAAACUGAUGGAGAUUGCAUGUGUUAGAACUAUUAGGGUGCGACACACAAAACGCCCGACUACCCAACAGUACCCAACACCUUUCGUCUGCACCUUCCCAACAUAACCUAUAUGAGACACACAAGACAGCUACCAAACUGAUUUGUUGAGCCUGUUACCCACAGGGGAGAUGUCCCUAUAUGCU
Molecule: messenger RNA, 3247 nt
Organism: Ectocarpus sp. CCAP 1310/34
Lineage: Eukaryota; Phaeophyceae; Ectocarpales; Ectocarpaceae
Source: the annotation of a GenBank genome assembly